Messenger RNA from Panicum hallii, 2513 nucleotides. Its product is annotated as probable inactive purple acid phosphatase 27. The coding region runs from base 362 to 2281 and encodes 639 amino acids. The record is from RefSeq and is a predicted model, not a curated record. Gene Ontology annotation, molecular function: metal ion binding; acid phosphatase activity. Lineage: Eukaryota; Viridiplantae; Streptophyta; Magnoliopsida; Poales; Poaceae. The transcript is spliced from 13 exons.
UUAGGUGAUUGAUAUAAGCUUUAACUCCCUGUAAGGAUUCCUGACCUAACCGAACGAGCCCUUAAGGAGAUUGCAGUGCUCCAACAGACUAUCUAUCCCAUCCCCAUACCACUAAACUUUUUAUCAAAACAGUAUCAUUUAGCUAACAUUUAUGGCCAAUGGGGUGUUGGAGAUGCUAUUAUAUAUACGGAAGGUUGAUAUUUUUUCUUUUUUUUUUGGAAAAAAGUAAUGUGUCGGUGUAGUCCCCAAACGGGCAACAGUCGAGCCGCGCGCGCGCCUCGUCUCGCUGCUUAUAUAAGCUUAGCUUGGGCGCAUUUUGUGCGCGGACGCACGCAGCCACACGCGCGCGCGAGCAGUUGCCAUGGGUCUCUCCGGUUCCGGCGUCGCGCUGAUGCUCGUGCUCCUCGGCCUCUGCGGCGCCGUGUCGUGCUCGACGGCGCCGCCCCUGCCGCCGCCGGAGAUGCUGCGCGAGAGCUUCGCGGGGAAGUCGGAGUUCAGGACGGUGAACCGGAAGCUGCUGGGGUCGUGCCUGAACCCGGGCCCGUACCUGGCGAUCAGCGUCGGCACCGGCGGGGCUGCGGCGCUCCCCGACGAGGCGUUCGUCAAGGUGACCGUCGCCGGCGUCCUCAGGCCCGGCCGCGACGACUGGGUCGCCAUGAUCACGCCUUCCAACUCCAGUGUCUCCGGGUGCCCUUUCGGCGGUUCGAACUACGCCCAGACUGGUGAUCUAGCGCGUCUCCCGCUCCUGUGCCACUACCCUGUGAAGGCCCAGUACCUGACGAGCGACCCCGGCUACCUGGGCUGCAAGAGCGCGGCGUGCCAGAAGCGCGGCGCGUCGGGCGCCUGCCGGGUCCGCACCUGCGCCGCCACGCUCACCUUCCACGUCGUCAACUUCCGCUCCGAUGUCGAGUUCGUGCUCUUCUCCGGCGGCUUCGGGACGCCGUGCGUCCUCAAGCGCUCCGGCGCGCUCCGGUUCGCCAACCCGGCCAGCCCGCUCUACGGCCACCUCUCCAGCACCGACUCCACGGCCACAUCGAUGAGGCUUACGUGGGUGAGCGGCGACGGGAGGCCGCAGCAGGUUCAGUACGGUGCCGGCAAGUCCGCUGCUUCUCAGGUCGCAACGUUCACGCAGAAGGAUAUGUGCAGUGUCCCCGGGUUACCAAGCCCUGCCAAGGAUUUUGGGUGGCAUGACCCUGGCUACAUCCACUCGGCCGUCAUGACUGGCCUCCAGCCUUCUCAGUCCUACAACUACCGUUACGGAAGUGAUUCAGUGGGUUGGAGUGACACAAACAAAUUCAGAACUCCACCAGCCACUGGUUCAGACGAGACAUUCUUCGUGAUCUAUGGUGAUAUGGGGAAGGCACCACUGGACCCAUCAGUGGAACACUACAUUCAGCCUGGAUCAGUUUCUGUGGCCAAGGCCGUGGCUAAAGAAAUCGAAACUGGAAAGGUCGACUCGAUCUUCCAUAUAGGCGACAUCAGCUAUGCUACAGGCUUCCUGGUUGAAUGGGACUUCUUCCUUCUCCUCAUCAAGCCACUAGCUUCUCAAAUUUCGUACAUGACCGCUAUUGGUAAUCACGAAAGGGAUUAUGCACAAUCUGGAUCUGUGUAUGUGACCCCAGAUUCAGGCGGAGAAUGCGGAGUUGCAUAUGAGUCCUACUUCCGCAUGCCUGUUGUCAGUAAGGAUAAACCAUGGUAUUCAAUUGAGCAAGGGAGUGUUCACUUUGUUGUGAUGUCGACUGAGCAUGACUGGUCAGAGAAGUCGGAGCAGUACAAAUGGAUGGAUCAAGAUUUGUCGUCAGUCAAUAGAUCGAGGACACCAUGGGUAAUUUUCAUUGGGCACAGGCCGAUGUAUUCCUCCCAUAUCGGCAUACCAGCCAAUGUGGAUCUAAUUUUUGUAAACUCUGUCGAGCCACUAUUGCUCAAGUACCAGGUGGAUUUGGUUUUCUUCGGCCAUGUACACAACUACGAGAGGACUUGUGCAUUAUAUAAGAACAAUUGCAAAGGCAUGCCAAAGAAGGAUGCAAGUGGAAUUGAUACUUAUGACAACAGCAACUAUACCGCGCCAGUUCAUGCCAUUGUUGGAGCAGGAGGGUUCAACUUGGACAAGUUCCCUAAGAUUGUGUUGAACAAGUGGAGCUCAUCAAGGGUUUCGGAGUUUGGGUAUGCCAGGGUGCAUGCUACAAGAACUGAUGUUUUGGUUCAGUUUGUAAACUCAGAUACGAUGGAGGUACGUGACCAGUUUAGAAUGGUGAAGGGAGCUCUAGCAAGGAAGCUAUGAAGCUAGCUAUGGAGUAACUUCUAUUUUUUUUUUGAUAUGCCAUAAGUUGGCGCUGCACUAUACAUCAGCGCACAUCCUGUAUUCUACAAUUGCUUGUAUUAUAAAUCUGUACAUCAACAGUACACGUAUCUGUACGAAGUGUUUCGACUCCAGUUUCUUCUUGCCUUCCGUGCCAUUCUGUUACUGUAGUUAGCUUCUGAACUCUGAAAGUCCCAUGUACACUUGCUGGUUC